AUGCUCAGCCUUACCAUCUUUGUCUAUGACCUCGCUUGGGAACUCCCCCGCUACAUCUGUGCUUUCUCAGGCUUCAUGACGAUGGAUGAAUCCGAACUCCUCGACAUAAUGGACAUGCAUCUCCGUGAAGACGAAUCCAUUGAGAUGCUACUAGAUAUCAUCAGCCACGAUGAGAAUGGUGCCGCGCGCGGGGAAGAAAUCCUCCAGUCCCUGGAGAUAUCUAUUCUUGACCUACACAGCACCGGCGGUUUCCCCGCACCAGCAGUCAAUGUAUAUAUGACCCCGCCAAACAAUGAGCUCAGCAACUGGCUCAAGUGGCGUGACUUCGUCUUUCGUAAGGUCUACUCCACGACCUUCUCUGGCUGCAGCAUCAGCCACCCAGGCUUCAAAUGCACUGGCUGCCAUGAUGUGGACCACCCUCGUGGCCUGUGCCCUUUCAAGCACAUCCCUGGAUGGCUGGGACCUGUCCUUGCGAACAGCGGAAACGGCAGAGGUCCCGGCCCUGCCCCCAGCCCAGGCGGUGCCCCCAUCGGCCUCAAAAGGCCUGACUAUAAUAAAUUCCUCCAGUCUAACGUGCGCAGCCAUGGUCGCAGAAGCCACGGUCACCUUGGCACAUGGCUCCACCCCAGGAAAUCAUACAUAAGUCAUAUAGUAAUCCGCGUCUCACGCGCCCCACACAUCCAGUCAUUACCUAUAUUUACUUAUCACCCACGAUCCUUACAACGACGCCACCAUGACAUACCCACCCUCUCCUCGCAGUAG
Molecule: messenger RNA, 762 nt
Organism: Sparassis crispa
Lineage: Eukaryota; Fungi; Basidiomycota; Agaricomycetes; Polyporales; Sparassidaceae
Exons: 1
Coding region: 1-762 (253 amino acids)
Source: RefSeq, a predicted model, not a curated record